This is a messenger RNA of Salvelinus namaycush (lake trout), 1581 nucleotides long. Its product is annotated as cyclic AMP-responsive element-binding protein 3-like protein 1. Gene Ontology annotation, biological process: regulation of transcription by RNA polymerase II. The record is from RefSeq and is a predicted model, not a curated record. Gene Ontology annotation, molecular function: cAMP response element binding; DNA-binding transcription factor activity, RNA polymerase II-specific. Bases 1 to 1581 code for a protein of 526 amino acids. Lineage: Eukaryota; Metazoa; Chordata; Actinopteri; Salmoniformes; Salmonidae. The transcript is spliced from 12 exons.
AUGGACACCAUUCUGGACAAUUUCGCCCCGGAUAAACUUUUCCCCAGUGCCAACCUGUUGGACCUUGAGGAUUUGAAUGAAGGGGAUUUUCUCAACAAUGUGCACUUCUCGGAGCAGAUGGAGGACUUCUCCAACGAGCUGUUCAGCAGCUUCUUUGAUGACCACCUCCUGGCCGACAGGAACCCACUGCUGGACAUGGAGAUGGACCCACCCAACCCUGACAUCCAGCAAGAACACAGCUACUCCCUGAGUGGAGACUCUGCCCCCCAGAGCCCCUCCAUGUCCAUCAAAAUGGAUGAGGAAGCAGAGUUUGAAGGAAUGUGGUCUUUCAGCCAGGACCUGACGGCCAUCCUGGUAAAGCAGGAGCCUGAUCAACAGGCAGAGCCUUCCUCUACAGUCCGCUCCAUGGGGAACUCAUGCUUCCAGCCUCUCAACCUCGCCCCACCACCUCACAGGAGCUCAUCGGGGGACACAGGCUCCAAAGAGUUGAACCUCAACCCCACACCUGCAAUCAAAGAUGAACCCAGAGAGGUCAACCAGUUCCUCAACAUCCCUUCAGAUGAUCAGCUGCAGCUCCCGCCCACCCCUCCCAGCAGCCAUGGCAGUGACAGUGAUGGAUCCCAGAGCCCACACUCCAUGCCCCCUUCCAGCCCAGCCCGCCUACAGGCCCGCUCCUCCGCUGCCAUAUCCUCCUCACCCCUCCUUACCGCCCCACACAAGCUACAGGGCACUUCAGGGCCCCUGAUGCUGACAGAGGAGGAGAAACGCACCCUGAUCGCUGAAGGUUACCCCGUACCCAACAAGCUGCCCCUCACCAAGACCGAGGAGAAGGCACUGAAGAGGGUUCGCAGGAAAAUAAAAAAUAAGAUAUCUGCCCAGGAGAGUCGCAGGAAGAAGAAGGAGUACGUGGAGUGCCUGGAGAAAAAGGUGGAGAACUACACGUCUGAGAACAGUGACCUGUGGAAGAAGGUGGAAACACUGGAGAGUGCAAACAGAACUCUACUCCAGCAGCUCCAGAAACUCCAGGCCCUGGUCACAGGAAAAGUUCCCCAAUCCUACAAAAUGGCCUCAACGCAAACAGGAACAUGCCUUAUGGUGGUGGCGCUGUGCUUUUUCCUGGUGCUGGGCUCCCUUGUGCCUUGUCUGCCUGAGCUCUCCUCCCUGUCCCAAACCGUGAAGUCCUCCUCGCCCCUCCCCUCGGCUGAUGUCUACACAGCCAGCCAGGUCCGCUCCCGCAGCCUACUCUUCUACGACGAGAGCUCCUCGUUGGAGGACGGUCACGGGGGCUUCCUGAAGAUGCAGGGGGACGGCUCGGAGGGGGCGCCCCUCGACUACACCGAGGACCGGUCGGCACAUGACAGCCACGGAGGCGAACACGAGAACACCAAGUACCUCAGCAAGGCUCACUCCGAUCCGGUGGACUACAACGGGACCGGCGCCCAGUUCCUCCAAGAAGAGUCGCAGUACCACAAAAUUGACACUACGGCGCCCCCUAGUGUGCCAUCCCCAACCCACCUCUCCCUGCACUCCCUGACCUCCUGCAGUAGCUCCCUGGCCUUCCUGUUCCGUCUCAUUCCCUGA